AUGAGUCGGUUACAACGAUGGCUUCGGAAACUGGGCUCCAGGACAAAGAAGAGGCGACGUUCGGUAUAUGUUGAUGAUCAACAGCGUCAGCAACAGUUACGAUACGAAGAAUGGCAGCGAGGGUAUGAAGCAUGGCGGCAAGCUCAGGGCUUGAGCGAGCCGUGGCCAUUGUCCCAAGAUCAUACAGAGACACGCCAGAAGGAUAUGACAGAAGAAGACGAAUUCAGCGACAACUUUGUCUGCGAAGACGAUCGAAAGGCACGAUUUAGCGAGCCUGAAGACGUGGUGGCAGGGUUCGGGCCAGGGCUCGAGACUGGUCAGCAGGCGUUGAGGAGACGAAGGCGGAUCUCAAGUCCAGAGUUUUCUCAAGUCCCACAGAAGAAGAAGGCAACCUCUGGUGGUCCGUCGAAGGCUGCAAGAGGGCAAAAGCGGCACAGAAGGAAUGGCGAGACGGUUAGCUUGGGCGGAGGCGCUACCAGAUCUGCACUUCCAAGUGCAAUGGAUUACUAUACGCUAACCUCCAUCGCAAACUCGUGGGGAAUGGUUCCUGUUGUGAUGAAGCGCACUGGUGACAGGCGGGAAGGCGUAGGGGACGAAUACAUCGCCUCCUCGGGGAUUCUACGAGGAGAAGAGAUGCGCCCACUGCUCCUGUUGCGCUCUGACACUGCUCAGAAACGCGCCAUGUCAUUUACAUACGGCGACUCCGAGCAAGAUAAUGAUGAGAUUGAGCUCAUGUCAUUCAAGACUAUGGCAGCCAAUUAA
Serendipita indica DSM 11827 is the source of this 762-nucleotide messenger RNA. The record is from the annotation of a GenBank genome assembly. NCBI's taxonomy places the organism in Eukaryota, Fungi, Basidiomycota, Agaricomycetes, Sebacinales, Serendipitaceae.